This is a messenger RNA of Chroicocephalus ridibundus (black-headed gull), 3722 nucleotides long. It is a transcript of the gene SYVN1, whose product is annotated as synoviolin 1. Bases 157 to 1977 code for a protein of 606 amino acids. The transcript is spliced from 16 exons. The record is from RefSeq and is a predicted model, not a curated record. Lineage: Eukaryota; Metazoa; Chordata; Aves; Charadriiformes; Laridae.
UGAAGGGUGGGGUGGAGGCACAGCGUGCGUUAGUCCCCGCGGGGCCGGGUGAGGCGUUUGGGCGUUUUCUGUGGGAAAAAGGGGCAGGAAAAGGGCUGUGAAGAACCUAGAGGGGACGCAAACCCAUCGAGUGUGAUGUGAGGCCGAGCCGGGGAGAUGCUCUGCACGGCGGUGGUGAUGGCAGGGAGCCUGGCGCUGACGACGGCGGUGGUGGCUCACGCCUAUUACCUGAAGCACCAGUUCUAUCCCACCGUGGUUUAUCUUACCAAAUCCAGCCCCAGCAUGGCUGUUCUCUACAUCCAGGCUUUUGUGUUGGUUUUUCUCCUGGGUAAAUUUAUGGGCAAGGUGUUUUUCGGGCAGCUGCGGGCAGCGGAGAUGGAGCACCUACUGGAGCGGUCGUGGUACGCCGUGACGGAGACCUGCCUGGCCUUUACCGUCUUCAGGGACGACUUCAGCCCUCGCUUUGUUGCCCUUUUCACCCUCCUCCUCUUCCUCAAGUGCUUCCACUGGUUGGCUGAAGACCGGGUGGACUUUAUGGAAAGGAGCCCCAACAUCUCCUGGCUUUUCCACUUCCGUAUCGUCUCCCUGAUGUUCCUCCUGGGAAUCCUGGAUUUCCUCUUCGUUAACCACGCGUACCACAGCAUUCUCACGCGAGGAGCCUCAGUCCAGCUCGUCUUCGGCUUUGAGUACGCCAUCCUCAUGACCAUGGUGCUCACCAUCUUCAUCAAGUACGUUCUGCACUCCAUCGACCUGCAGAAUGAGAACCCUUGGGACAGCAAAGCCGUCUACAUGCUGUACACGGAGCUCUUCACGGGCUUCAUCAAAGUCCUCCUCUACAUGGCCUUCAUGACCAUCAUGAUCAAAGUCCACACCUUCCCGCUCUUCGCCAUCCGCCCCAUGUACCUGGCGAUGAGGCAGUUUAAGAAAGCGGUGACGGAUGCCAUCAUGUCUCGCCGGGCCAUCCGCAACAUGAACACACUCUACCCUGACGCCACGCCGGAAGAGCUGCAGGCCAUGGACAACGUCUGCAUCAUCUGCCGCGAGGAGAUGGUGACGGGCGCCAAGCGUCUGCCUUGCAACCACAUCUUCCACACCAGCUGCCUGCGGUCGUGGUUCCAGCGCCAGCAGACGUGUCCCACCUGCCGCAUGGACGUUCUCCGGGCUUCCCUCCCGGCACAGACGCCUCCCGAGCCGCCGGAGCAAGCCCCACAGCCGCCCCAGACCCCCCAAGUCCCCCAGCCCCCCAACUUUCCCCAGGGGAUCCUUCCCCCCUUCCCCCCAGGAAUGUUUCCCUUCUGGCCGCCGGUUGGUCCCUUCCCGCCAGUUCCUGGUGUUCAACCGCCCAACAGCACCGAAAACACCGCGCCGAGCUCCAGCACCGCUUCAGCUUCCAGGCCCAGUGAUGCUGCCAACGCCGGAUCGGAAGCUGCCGCUGCGGGGACGGUGCCGGCGUUUCCUUUCCCCCCGCCGUGGAUGGGAAUGCCGUGGCCGCCCCUCUUUGGCUUCCCCCCGAUGCCGGUGCCGCCGGCUGGCUUUGCCGGUUUGACAGAGGAAGAACUUCGAGCCAUGGAAGGCCACGAUCGGCAAAACCUGGAAGCGCGGUUACAGUGUCUCCAGAACAUCCACACCCUCCUGGACGCUGCCAUGGUGCAGAUCAACCAAUACCUGACGGUCCUGGCCACCAUCGGGUCUCCCCGACCCGCCGCUCCCCGGCCCCCUUCCGCCCCUGCUGAGGAGCCCACCACCCUGCGCUCACCCGGCAGCCCCUCGGCACCGGCGACUGCCGGCACCGCCGCCGGCUCCACCGCGGCUACCGAUCCCACCGUGCCAGCGGGCGCCGAAGGCUUCACCGCCGAGGAGGAAGAGGAGGAAGACGAUGGUGGCGAAGGCUCAUCCUCGCUGGAUGAACCCGACACGGCGGAGCUUCGCCGCCGCAGGCUACAGAAACUGGCGUCGCCGCCGCCAGCCUCGCACUGACGACAGCGGUUGUGCCGCGGCCGCGCCACCGACACCGUUUUGGGGGCGUUUUGGGUGUUUCUGGACCCUCGGGCGCCACGAUCCGGACAGCACCUCUUUUUCUGCCUUUUUUUCCCCCUAUUUUUCCACUAAAACCCCCAUCCGGAAGCAAAACCGGUUCCUGGCUCCGCCCGUCGGUAUCCCUAAAACAUCGACGGCCUGUUUGCCACGGCGCCCUGGCAAAAAGUUGCGUUUCUUGACUCGUUUUACCCCCUUUUUCUCUGUUUUCUCCCCAGUUCUCUCUACCUCUCCAGCGAGCCGGGAUCCGGUGUGUGUUUCAGAGCCGGCGGUUGCGUGUUUUGGGGUAACCGUGCCCGUUUUAGCGUGAUAAUUAGGGAACAGGGAGUUUGAUCGCAGUGAUAGUGACCAAGCGAAUGCCGGCGCCGCUUGAAAUUGCUCAAAAUUGCCCAUUUUUAACCCAAAGUCUUCUCCGGGUGCUCCGGGCUGCAGAGUGGCAUCAACGCAGCCGAAACCGCCACUGGCUGCGCCCGCUUCCAGUUGCCGUUGCUCUGCCGGGGUGCCGGGGAUUUUGGGGGGGGCACCCCCUGGCUCUCACCUGAUUCCCUCUCGUUAGCAAAUGAGCUCGUUAACAGUAUUAACGCACCCUCCCCCCGGGAAAGCUGCUUCCCGCACCCAAAUAUCCCCGCCUUGAAGCCCGUCGGGCAAAUGCGGUGCCACCCGGCGACUUAAUAAACCCCCGAGUCCUCCACCUGCCCCUGACCGGUCCCUCACUGGUGCCAUGGCACGCCCAAACUGGUUUUUACUGGUUUUGUUCUGCCGAUGGCACUAGGAAGUGGAUUUUUUUUUGGUUUCCUUUGGUCACCGUUGCCUCCCAACGGGCCCAUUUUGGUCUGGUUUCCUUCCCCGGCGGUCGGUGAUGGCUCUGGGGCCGCGUUGGUGUGGUGAACCCCCCCCCCGGCGAGGCACCGCCGGCGCCUUUGCUGAGAAAAAGUGCGGCGCCACCGCCUCUUCCACCGUGUUUCUCCUCCGCGCCGGCACCACCGCAACACUUCAGUGCCUCUUUGAACCGAAAAAGGGCUUCCCGGGCCCAAAUAUCUCAGGGAAAAACUAAAACCGCGGUUGGAGACGGCGACAAACCCAAGUGUUUUGGGUCACAAAAUGGCGUGUUUUGCACCGAAACCACUGGCGGUGAGAGGACGGUGUAGGGUGAGGAGCCGGCGGUGGGUGAUUUUGGGGCUUUUUUCGGGGUGGGAAUGGUUGUUUUCAGUAACAAGGCUGAUUUUUCUUCUCCUCCCUUAAAUUUUUGGCACUCGUUGCCCCAGACUUGAGCGUGUUAACAAGGAAUGUGGCAAUAACGAAGCGGUGACAGGAGAAGGGCGAGCAGCCGCUUCUGGGAGUUGAUUUUUUUUUUUUUUUAACCCUAAUUUAUUGUAUUUUUUUUCUUAACCCUUUUGAGCCAAAUUAAUGAAUUUUUGUGGCCGGUUCUGUUUGAUGUUGGGAGGUUUUUUUGGUGGAUUCCUCAAAAUUUCCUUCAUUUUGGGGUGAAAACCACCGCGAGGGCAGGAACGGAGACACCCAGAGGAACGCGCUGGGGCCGUUUGACCCCAAACCCGCUCCCUUUCACCCCAAAACUGUUUCCUUUCCCUUUCGGGCAGCAUUGGAGGAAUUAUUUAAUUUGUAAAUAAUGUAUAAAUUUUUAAUAGCUUAAUUGUAAAUACAGCGGAAUAAAGGUUGCAGUAAAGCUU